UCAUUGGUUCCACCUAUUUAUGGAUUCAUUGGUUGGUUCUUGUAUGUGCCAUGACUGGGGCUCGAACCCGCAACUUGGGCACAUCGGGACGAUGUCCUAACAACUGAGCUCCCCGCCAGGGCGAAGAACACUUCUUGACCACAGGGAGCCGCCUGCUGUGUCAGUGCUCAGGCUGCCGUAGCGAGGCCCCGCGGAGCAGGCGGCUUUAACAACCGAAAUUCAUUCUGACGUGCUGGCCGAGGAGCAGUCCAGAAUCAAGGUGUCAGCAGGCUGGUUUCUUCUGAGCCUGUCUCCGUGUGGGCGGCCGGCUCCUUCCUGAGUCCCCACCUGGCUGUCCGUCUGCCUGGGUGUCCUAACUCAUACGGACACCAGUCCUAUGGGAUUCGGGCCCACCCCUCUGACCUCCUUUUAGCUCAAUUACCUCUUUAAAGACCAGUCCAUUUUGAGGUGCUAGGGGCUGGGACUUCCGUAUAAAUUGUGGGGGGGGUCCCAGGUCAGCACCUGAACCCGCUUUCUGACUGGCUUUGUCACAUUGCCUCCCCUCGUGGGCCCCGGUGCUGCAUGUCUAAAACGGCACGGCUUGCCCCGGGCCCACCAAGCUUGGGACUAGUGGAUAUGGGAUGCCAACCCGGCUGCCCCUUUCUCUCGCCAGGUGCUGCAGGCUGGCGUGUGCGUCCCUGCAGCGCCACGGGCUCCACACGGCGGCGAGACACUGCAAGGCCCGCACGGGCGCUGAGCACCUGUGGCUGACGCGGCACCUGAAGGACCCAUUCGUGAAGGCGGCGAAGGUGGAGAGUUACCGGUGUCGGAGUGCCUUCAAGCUUCUGGAGGUGGACAGGAGGCACCGGAUCCUGCGGCCCGGCCUCCGGGUGUUAGACUGCGGGGCGGCCCCCGGGGCGUGGAGCCAGGUGGCGGUGCAGAGAGUCAAUGCUGCAGGCACAGAUCCCAGCAGUCCCGUGGGCUUUGUGCUCGGGGUCGAUCUUCUUCACAUCGCCCCCCUGGGAGGAGCGACGUUCGUGUGCCCCGCUGACGUGACGGACCCACGGACCCUGCAGAGAAUCCAAGAGCUGCUUCCCGGCGGGAGAGCAGAUGUGGUUCUGAGUGACAUGGCCCCCAACGCCACAGGCAUCCGGGGCCUGGACCACGACAGGCUCAUUGGCCUGUGCUGGUCGCUUCUGGACAUGGCUCCAGACCUGCUGUGUCCCGGGGGCACAUUUCUCUGUAAAACCUGGGCUGGAAGUCAGAGCCACCGGUUACAGAAGAGACUGAUGGAGGAAUUCCAGAGCGUGAGGACCCUGAAGCCUGAGGCCAGCAGGAAGGAGUCCUCAGAGGUGUACCUCUUGGCCACACAGUACCGCAGAGCCCGGGGGCCCAGGGGGGCCUGAGCUCCCUCCCACCCUUGCAGGGCCUGGUCACCGCACACGUCGCUGUACUCUGCAGGGCUGGGAGGCCCGGGCUUGACCUGGGAGGCAGCGGGCAGGACAAGUGGGGAUCUUUCUAAACCGAAGAGGACAGAACUGUAUUCAGUGGCCAUGAUAAAAAACGGUCUGUCACGUGAUUUGUGAAGAGGAAGUUAUCCUGAGAGAGGGACAAAGAUGAAAGGACGAGCCGACAGGCUGGGCAGGGAAGGAUAAACACAGGCAGCCGGAGAGACGCGCCUGCCACACGCUCGUCUUACGGGCUGAAGUGGCCACAGAACAGGGUCCGCCUCUGCUCCGGACAGCGCAGGUUUCCAGCUGAGAUUUUGGCUCUACAGCGUCAUGUGGGAAAAUCUGAAAUUCCCGUCUGGGGACUAAAUUCCUUCUGGUGAAUGAUCCGGAGAUGCAUCCACCCUUCAAGCAGCAAUGUCCCCAGGCAGUUAGGGAGACACUCGUGUGAACUGUGCAUGGGCGGGUGUGCUUUGGGUUUUGCUGGAAAGACAGGGCUGUAAUACUCGGGCUCCCUGGACAGUAAAGGUCAUUGCCAAAGCAGGCA
Myotis brandtii (Brandt's bat) is the source of this 1974-nucleotide messenger RNA. RefSeq names its product FtsJ RNA methyltransferase homolog 2 (E. coli) (gene MRM2). Bases 621 to 1385 code for a protein of 254 amino acids. The transcript is spliced from 2 exons. The record is from RefSeq and is a predicted model, not a curated record. Gene Ontology annotation, cellular component: mitochondrion. Gene Ontology annotation, biological process: RNA methylation. Gene Ontology annotation, molecular function: rRNA (uridine-2'-O-ribose)-methyltransferase activity. Lineage: Eukaryota; Metazoa; Chordata; Mammalia; Chiroptera; Vespertilionidae.